Messenger RNA from Girardinichthys multiradiatus, 7044 nucleotides. Its product is annotated as PHD finger protein rhinoceros-like. Lineage: Eukaryota; Metazoa; Chordata; Actinopteri; Cyprinodontiformes; Goodeidae. The transcript is spliced from 7 exons. The record is from RefSeq and is a predicted model, not a curated record. The coding region runs from base 401 to 5713 and encodes 1770 amino acids.
AUCCCUCCGUUCGCCGGCUCUAGUAUUGUGAGUGAGUGAGUAGUGAAGCCAACCGUCAUUCUCCUCCUUUCUUCAAGGGUGCAUGCAUCACUUGUGAGAAAACGGCGCUAGCGACUCUCAAGUUCAUUGCCCGUUGGCUCGGUUCGACUUGACUUCUAGUCCCCGUAUCGUCCUACUUUCAUUCCAGCUUUAUUUUACAUUUCCAUCCCCACUUUUUGGCUCGUGAGGCGGACUGGCUAACACUGACUGGGCGUAGCUGGAGAGGAUUUUGCUAGCUUGCAGCUGCACUAACCGAUUAAUCAUCGCGGUCUUCUGAAAGUCUUGAGCGAUUGUCAUCCUCUGAGAUUUAAAUCAGCCAGUCUUGCCCUACAGAGACGAAACACUAUCAUUCAAAGGGGAGAUGAAGCCGGAUGGGGUUGCCACGGCAGCACUGGAGCCAAUGGAAACAUUGGACUCUAAUCCAGCAAAUGAGGCAGCACCACCUGCAGGGCAGGAGCCCGACCUUGUAGCCGUUCCAGCUGAGGAGAUGCCACAGCAUUCUGCUGGAGAUAAGGGGGAAGUGGAGCCACAGGCAAACCAGGGCAAGGAAACCCCAGCUGCCAAGACUGGCACCAAGGCCUCUGGUGACACUAAAGCCAAGGCUACCAACAAGGCUGCUCCUAAGACAAAACCCAGCACCACAAGCUCAUCCAAGGCUCCAUCUGGCCCACGUUCAAACCCAUCCCAGAGUCGGCUGUCAAAUGGCUCGUCUAAGCCUCAGACUAAUGGUGUAGUUAAGAAGACCACACCUGCUGCAGAAAAAAAGGGCACCCCAACCUCUGCUUCCAUCAAAAAACCAACUGGGACAGCAGGUGCACCAGCUUCCAAGACCACUACUAAAGUUGGAGAGAAAAAGGCUCCAGGGACCCCUUCUACCACCAACAAUGCAAAGUCAACAGCGGGAGCACCAGCAACCAAAAAGACUCCAUCCAUUACUUCUAAUGGUGUCAAAUCCAGCACUGCUGUGGCUGCAAAAAAGCCUCCAGCUUCCAAACCUGCUUCCGCAGCUCCAACCAAGAAUAGCUCUGUUGACUCAUCCAAGGUGGAUAAACCCCCGGUUUCCAAAACAACCAGGUCCACAGUAGGCACAGCAGUUUCAUCUCGACCAGCUACUGGGUCGUCUCUGUCAGCCAGCACAGCCAAGAACUCCACAGCUACAUCCAAACCUGCCACCCCUAAAACUGCCUCCACCUCUAUCAAGACUGCUACUCCCAAAUCAAGCACCACUACACCCUCUAGUGGCAAACCUCCUGCAUCACAGUCAAGAAACACAACCCCUGUGAAAAAAGAUGUUACCAAACCAGCAACUCCAGCAGCCAGAAAACCUGUAGAUUCCCCUCUCACUCGACCUUCAUCUACAGCAAAGUCUACUAAACCUGAGACUCCCAAGACAAAAUCAGAUGUCUCCUCUAAAAAGCCACCCACAAAUAAGGCUGUAGAAACAAAGACACCAAACCGCUCCAAACCACAAGAGAGUAAGCCCAUGGCUUCCAAGGAUACCUCCAAGACCACAAGCACCAAAACAGCUAACAGCAAGGCCUCCAGCCCCAAGAAGACUGUGGGAAGUACCACUCCAACUCCUGUUAAACGUGGUCCUAAAGUUGAACGUGGAAAAGAAACUGGUGCGGUAAUUGCUGCUGCUGCAACCAUCGCUACUGCAGCAUCUGUCUUCGCAAGGCCAGAAGAGUCUCAGCCUCCUGCAGAAAAUUAUUUGGAGCCAUCUGAGCUCACUGUUGAAGCACAGCAAGAGAAAAUACCGGAGCAUGUACAGAAACCGACUCCCGAGCCUGUGCGGGAAUCAUCGCCUGAGCCCAUAAGGGAACCAGCCCCCGAGCCCCUGCAGAAGCGGGAACCAACCCCCGAUUCAAUGCGGGAACCAACCCCUGAGCCCGUAAGGGAACCAACACCAGAGCCCCUGCAGAUGCGGGAACCAGCCCCCGAGCCCGUAAGGGAACCAACACCAGAGCCCCUGCAGAUGCGGGAACCAACCCCCGAGCUCGUAAGGGAACCAACACCAGAGCCCCUGCAGAUGCAGGAACAAACACCCGAGCUCGUAAGGGAACCAACACCAGAGCCCCUGCAGAUGCGGGAACAAACACCCGAGCCCGUAAGGGAACCAACACCAGAGCCCCUGGAGAUGCAGGAACCAACACCCGAGCCCAUAAGGGAACCAACACCAGAGCCCGUAAGGGAACCAACACCAGAGCCCCUGGAGAUGCAGGAACCAACACCAGAGCCCGUAAGGGAACCAACACCAGAGCCCCUGGAGAUGCAGGAACCAACACCCGAGCCCAUAAGGGAACCAACACCAGAGCCCGUAAGGGAACCAACACCAGAGCCCCUGGAGAUGCAGGAACCAACACCCGAGCCCAUAAGGGAACCAACACCAGAGCCCGUAAGAGAACCAAUACCAGAGCCCCUGCAGAUGCGGGAGCCAACACCAGAACUGUUUCAAGAACAAACACCUGAGCAAAGAAGUGAAGGAUACGCCAAUGUCCGGAUGUCACCUCAGAUGACCACUUUAAAAUUUGAAGACAGCAGUUCGGUUCCCUCCUUGGGAACUACUGUCAUGUCUCCCCCUUGCUCCCCACCAGGCCCUUCCUCUCCUGUUAGAGAAUCACAGAAUGGCUCCUCAGAUGUUCCAUCUGAUUCCUGGGACAGGAACCAGUCUCCUACUGUUCUGGCAACCCAGAGGUUGCUUAAUGUGAUGACAUUCCAGGCAGAGGAGAAGAAUGAAAAAGCAUACAAAGUUCAGGGGAUACUGGAUGUUGAGAAAGAAAAAGAAGAGCAGGAGGAACUAGUUAAAGAACCCCUAGUUCUGCCUACCUCGACAACUCCAGAGGCCUUUUCUGCAGUUGGACAACCUCACAACUUUGGUGCUUUGCCUUUGGAUAAUUUCAUCUACAGAGACCUUGUAUCUCCUCAUGAAAAGGAGGAGGCAGUGGAAAAGGCUGAUGAGGAGGUCAAUGAGGAUGAUGACGACGAUGAAUAUGAAGAAGAGAGGAGACCAGGCCACCAGCUUUCAUCCUUGGUCACUGACAUGAGUACGUCUCAACCCUCUGAUGAAUUCCAGGUACGGUCGUCGGCAUUUGGAGGUUCGGCAGGUUGGCACGCCGAUGACCUGAUGUCUGGGAUGGACUCCGAGGAUAUGAGCAGCUGCACCAGCAGCCGACAGCAAGGAGUGUCCGACCUCAGCAGCACUCAGCACACUGCUAUAUUAGAGGGCACCCAGAGCUCGGACGCCUUGAUCGAUUCCAGCCUCAGAGGUUCUGAAGGAGAGGGUAACCUCAUGGGUUCUCCCAAUGUGGAAACCCUGGCUAAUGAGGAAGAAGAGGAUGAAGAUGAUGAGCGGGUGGACGAUAUGGAUUUGAGCUCAGAGCAAGCAGAGGAGCAUCACAAAGUGUUCCAGGAUCACAAACAAGAGGAGGAGGAUGACGACGAUGUGGAGAUGUACAGCGAAGGCAUGACGGAGAGCGGUCAUGUCGAUGAUGACUUUAACAAAGAGGAGCACCUGGACAACCUGCCCCACUCUGGUCCAUUGUCUGGUGUUCCCCGUGCAUCCUCCUGGGGUCAGACAAACCCUUUCUCAGACACCUGGGCUCAACCAGCCUCCCUGCUCUCCAAGUCCUCCCCAAGCCCUCUGUCUGACCACUAUGUUGCAGAAUCGGAGACUCCCACCCAGGCUUUUGCUCAGCCAUGUGUUGACAGCAGUGCCCCUUUUUUUCCCCUAGAGGCAGACCAGGAACCACAGCACCAUCGCUCAGCACAUGGGGAGGGUCAUGACCUUCUUGCUGCUUCGUCUGUGGGCAUAUCCCAGUCCGGGACUGCUCAACCUGCUCACAGCGGCAGUGAAACAAGCACUCCUGAGGACCUCCGUGAUUAUGACAGCAGCUCUGGAGUAGAGUCCCACUCUGAUAAACAGCAGACCCCAGUGCCGGCAUCAGUUCAGCCAGACAUGGACCAGGACUUGGGCAUUCACUUGGAAAAAGGAGAUGGAGAGGAGGAAGAGGCUGAGACUCUUCCUGCAGAUGAGGUGCUUGGAACAGGACCCCCAACAGCUUCUGCGUCCGUCCGUUCUUCCCCCUCUUCCUCCGGCGAUGACGCCAGUGACACAGAAGGGGAGAUAGAGAUUAAUGACCCAGAGGCACCUAUGAUGAUGGAUGAAAGGGCUUCAUUUGAAAGCCCUCCUCCUACCUGUAGCUUGUUAGCUCUGGAGGAGGAUGAGGAGGCAGCAGAUCUACCAGCUGGAGAGGGUGAAGAGGACGGAGGUGGCGCCACCCCUCAGUCCGCCAAUUCCGUGGCAUCUUAUGGCUUUGACUGCACCACAUCCAACUCCAAUGCCCACUCCAUGGCCGAGAGCUGUGGUAAGAGCCCAGGGAUCUUCUCCCUUGAGAAUGAGGAACAGCUUCCAGAGGAGGCCAAGGACCCUUCCCUAAUUAAGGAGCUGACCCUGCCGUCAUCUGCUGCUGCAUCCCAGGCCAAGGAUCUGCUGGGCAGCCCCGUGAACCUGAUCCCUUUGGGCUGCCAAGGAGACUGCUUUCCCAGUCUGAAUGAUCACCACAGCUUUCUGCUUGGAGGAAAUGUUGCAGCAGAUCACCAGAAGAAGGCAAAUCCACUGGAGGGCAGCGAGGUCCUCGUAGACCAGGAAUGUGGUGACUCCGACAACAGCCUGACACCUUACUUCUCCACCAUAUGUGAUAAGACUGAUAGUUUUCUUGAAGGAGAAGCAAAGACCCCUGAAGUGGAUGAAGACUACAAGUGGCAAACACGCACUCGGGAGGACAACCGGAACCAGAACCACUCUUUCUCUGUUCCAAUAGCCAAUGGCCACUACUUGGCAUUGGUACCUGGCAACAGGAGACCCAUUGAUCCAACACUAGCGGAGCAUUUUUCCAGGAUGGCACCCCCUCCGUUUUCCUCCAAAACCAGCACUGAGAGCAGUUACAUUAUUGAGGAACAGCUAAGGAGGCUGGAGCAGCAUCGUCAGGAGCAGGAAAGACAGAAGAGGCAGUGGCUGGAGGAGGAGCGGCUCAGGCUGGAGCAACAGAAGCAGCUGGAGAAGCAGCGGAGGGAGCUCCUCCAGCUGCAGCUGCAGCAACAACAGCAGGAGCACCGUCACCGCAGGCAGGUUCUGCAGUGGCAGCUAGAGCUGGAGCACCAGUACCGCAUGCAGCAGAAGCAGAUCCAGCAGCAGCAGCAACUGAGGAGGAGCCCGACUGGCGUGAUGCUGUCACCAUCAUCCGGGCUCUGCACCAUCUAUGAAGCCAUGGAAACCAGCGACGAGGAGGACGAGGUCAAGGGAGAGCAGAACACGAAUAUUCAAGUGGGACGGAGGAGGCUGCUGAAUUCCCAAGGCACCUUGCAGGAUAACCAGAGGCAACUGCAUCCUGUGCCUCCACAGGACCUGGAAUGGAACAAGAAGGUGGACAUGGUCCAGCAGCUCAUCAACCAGUCCUUGAUGUUGUCUGGCGAUGGAGGCUGCCCCCCGCUCCUGCUUCUACCCGUAGAGACCGGGGGGACCCUAAGCCCCCUGAAAAGCAGCAUGUGGCCAAACCUUCCUCAGUUCAACCCUCCUACAGCUACUGUGACCUCUGUCAGCAGCUACUCCCCGGACAGCCGGGGCAGCUCUCCAGCUGGAGACUGGACUGUGGUGGAGGUGGAGACCCAGCACUAAGGCAGCUUAUCAACUGUGACUUCUUUUGUAACUUCACAAAAAGCUACCAAAAAUAUCACUUUACCUAUCUUUAUCUACACGAUACAUCCUCACUGGUGAACAUCUUGAUUUGAGAUAACAAUUGCUGAAGCUGUUGAUGGAUUUUUAGUUUAAUCCAAGUACGAGUUACAUGUUUAAUUUUAUUACACAACCAUACAAACCUGAAUUACAGUUGGGUUUUGUGCUCUUGUGAUGAAUCCCAUAUUGAUCCCUGUAACCCACACAUAAACCUGCACAGUGUUUGCUUUACAGCAUGUUCUCUUUACACAAGCACCUGUGUUGUGUUAAUGUCUCCUGUAUCGGUAUAAGAACAUUAAAUCAAAUACAGUGCCUUGAUAAAGUGCUCAUACACCUUGAACUUUUUUUAAAUGUUAGCAUCCUAUGGUAACUGGAGGAGCUGGGUGCUCUGGUCAGUUGAGAACAAACUUACUGUGUGGCCUUCAUGCAAAACGCCGUAUGUGGUAAAAAAACAAAAACUGCACAUCAGCCAGAAAGCACCAUCCUUAUCAUAAAACCUGGUGGUGGCAACAUCAUGAUGUGGGGACCUUUUACUAGAGGUAGGGAAGCUGUUCAGAGCUAAAAGACAUAAAGCCAGAGAUAAAAUGGGACUGUUUAGAUCCUUUAUAUGUUAGAAUGGCCCAGUCAAAGUUUAAACCUAAAUCCGUAUAAAAAUCUGUGGCAAGAUUGUAAAAAGUGCUGCACACAGACGCUCACCAUCCAGUCUAACUGAGCCUGAGCUAUUCUGCAAAGAAUGGACAGAAAUGUCCUUCUUUUCAAAGAGGGCGGCAGGGGGCUGAAUAAAAAUGCAUGCCACACUUCAUAUUUUUUUUAAAUCUGCAUGGUUAUCCUUCAACUUCAUAAUUAUGCAGUAUUUUGUGUUGUUCUCUGACAUAUCCCCCCUCCUCAAAAAAACAAACAAACCGUAAAGCUAAUAUUUAUAAAAUGAUGAAAUGUGGUAAAGUUCAAAGGGUAUGAAUACUUUUGAAAGACACUGCAUUGAUCCCCCUCAUGGAUGAGGGAUGAAGCUAUGACAAGUUGCACUUAUACUAUGUAUUUACUAUGCCUUCCAACGUCCUUUUGCAGGUAAGUGGUUGAACUGUUAACAGAUGAAUAUUUUGCGGACUUUUUAUAUUUAAAACCCUAAUAGUAAGAUGCCGGGGGGGUGGGGUCUCUUUUUUUUUUUUGUCCUCUUCCGAGGUUUCUUGCGAGUUCUCAGGGCGACAAAGUCCAAAUAGAUCUGUCAGUCAUUGAGGAGCGAGGGAGGGAGGAACAGGAGAAAGGAGCUCCUUGUU